AUGCGCCUUAUCUCUUCCUGCUUUCUAGUUGCUCUUUUCUCAAACUCCUGGGCGGCGCCGACGUGUGAAGCCAACUCAUUCUGCUAUUAUCCCGACGAUUUCACAAAGAUAACUGUGACAAGAGCCGGCAAUUUUGUGAAUUUAAAAAUUUGGGAUGAGAAAUCGACGGUAGGCACUGUGAACUUUGUCCAGAAAAGUGUAAGAAUCAUAUUCCGAAUGGCAUCAUCGAAACCUGUUUUGCAGGGUAAAGAGAUAGCAGUGAACUGUGGAGAAGGAUCAUCUACAGUUAGUAAAAAAGAUGGAAUCACUUCAUGCGUUGCUCAACUUUCUGUUGAUCAGUUCGACAAAGUACGCAUCCGUUGACUUCUUCUGAACCAGAAACAUUUUGCACUUUCAGAACUUGCCAGUCUCCAUUAAGCUAGCCGACAGCAGGACGUCCGACUCUUUCUCAGUGGACUCGCUUCUUCCUCCUCUUCAAGAAGGACUUACCAAGGAUCAGAGACGACAGUUCUCGAAAGCGCACGCCAUUCUCAUGAUCAUCGGAUGGCUGUUCUUCGUGCCUUCCGGAUUCUUGUUCGCUCGACUCGGAAGAGAUUUGUUCACAGAACACAAACUUUUCGGGAAUGCAAUCUGGUUUCAGGUACUCGCAGGGACAAUCUGAAAUCAAACUGAAAUAAUUUGUUGACAGGUUCACAGAGCCGCCAACUUUAUGGGAGUGGUGUGCAUCUGCGCCUCGAUGCUUUGCAUCUUCAUUUCUCAGCAAUGGACAUGGAAGGGAACCGGCUCGGGAUCCAAGUACUGGACGGAAGUGCACACCGAUCUGGGAGUCAUCUCGGCUGUCUUGGCAGUUGCACAACCAAUCAACAGCUUGUUCAGGUGAGUUGCUCGCUGAUUUCCGUGAUUUUAAAGUUUUGACUUCAAGAUGUGGACCCACCCAUUCGCGAAGAAUCAUCUUCAACUGGGCUCACAGAUGCGUUGGAAUUGCUUCGUUUUCCCUCGCCCUGACUGCCAUCAUUAUCGCCGCCCUUCAAUUCAAAAGAAUCUGGAAUGAGCCGCUCCUCGAGCUUGUGCUCAGUUGCCUUCCGAUCGUUAUUUGUCUGGUCGCCACCAUCGCAUUUUCAGUCAUCGAAAGUGAUCGAUUCCGCGGAAAAAGCUCCUACGGGGUAAGAGAAUCGUUAAGAUGAAAGAAAGAAGACAAGUAGAAGUGGAAAUGAACUCUUGAAACUUCAGGAGAUCAGAACCCGCAUGAGACUAUUGAAAAUCCGACGCGCGAGAGACGACUCGGUAUCUUUUUGUCCACUUGCCUAGCUUUUCCAACUAACAUAACUAACCAAAGAGAGGGAGAGAAACUGGUGAAAUGUAUCGUAGAAGUAACCAUAGAGUUGUACUGUAGGCGGAGGACUCCAUGGUGACUCCACUCAUUACGGACACCGACUUUGACGAGAACUCGAAGCCCGUCCGGGCGCCAAUGGUACUGCAGCUCAUGUCCGUUUUUGUCGGUUCGCGAAGAACGGAUUGUCCACGUUUUCUUGCCGUCCGAGCCUUCUGAUUUCCUCCCGUUUUCAGGCCCAUGUUCUGAAGGCGCCGCUCUUUCUGGUCGAUCGGAGUCUUCUUCUGCACCGCCGUCGCUCUCUCUCUACUUGUCGUCAACGGCUACAAGAACGCCUGAAUCUUCCUGAAUCUCAUGAAAUCUUUCAAAUACGGGCAUCUCUCUUCUCAUUCCGAUUAUCAUUAUCUGAAUAAACUUGUACUAUCUUCGAUGAAAUUAUCAGUUUUAAGUCUGUGUAUCCGCCAAAUUUUUCGAAUAACCCCCUCGCACGGUGAUUUUUUCUGGGUGCGCAGUGGAGAGAGGAAGAAAGUUCGGUCCUCGUCCCGUGAACUGUCGGCUGCUAAUUUCGCCGGUCGGCGGCACGCUCCCCAAGCCUUUUUCCGCGCGCCAAAACUUCUGAUGCGUGCUGUUCGAAGAAUACUGAUUAGUUUCACUUGAUUUUUUGGAAUUAAGUUAAUUGUGAUGUAAACUAACAAAGAGACACAAGAAGCACGCACGAGCAGCCAUUUUUCGAAAAAAGCUAUUUUUCCACUAACCUAUAGACAUUUCUGCGAGUUUUUUGUUGCUCUUUGUUAGUUUUGAUUAUAAUGAACGCGUUCACUAUGACAAUGAAUAAGAUGAAUAAGUAUUUCUCCGGCGGCGCGCAUCUACAGGAAAUCACCGUGUCUCGUUUUGCCACUGAUGUCCUCUCGGCGGUCACUCCGAUUACCAUUCCGAUGAUGACAAUUCCAACGGCUAUUUAUGCGACAGCUACUAUCAAAAUGAGAGAGAGAAUCGACCAAAAUGAUGUACUACACUCUUCUCCUACUCGUAAUAGUGUCCGGUUCUCUGGCUGCUCCCAAAUGCGAUUCCAACGCAUUCUGUUUCUCUCCAGAUUCCACAGCUAACAUCACUAUUUCUUGUAGCCAAAAUGAGAAUUUGAUAAGUUUAACAUGGAAAACAUUCCGGAAGGCUUCGGCAGUUGAGAUGAGAAAUGGCGUAAGUUUUUAUAGAGCAGCUUCUCCGAAUGUUUGGCUAAUUUAGAAGAACAGUUAUGAAUUUCUAUGUGGAUAUCCCCGGUCGUCAAUUUCGAACGGAAAGCUCGAUUUGAAGCAGUUCAGACUGGAAACAUUGGAGAACAUGAUGUUAUGCCAAGUUGACUUUUAUCAGAAUCGCGGAAUUCAGCAGGUAUGCGAACAUCUGAAUAUGUGAAAUCAAAGAUCAAAUUGCAGAAUGAGUCAUCGUUUCUGAAAUGGAACAAUCUGGAUUCGGAUGCAUUCACUUUCCACAAUAUUUGUAAUCCAAAAAGUGGAGGGAAUGAGCAAGGAAUUCAAACGUCUUCUAGUCAAACUCCAUGGUAAGCCGCCAGAGUAUCUGUGCACCCAUCCCAUCCGAUUCCAGCAAUCCUCAUGCUCCUCGGCUGGAUCUUCUUCGUUCCCACCGGUUUCUGUUUGCCAGAUUCGGAAAGGAUCUUUUCAAAGAUCGCAAACUGGUCGGGAUGCCGGUUUGGUUCCAGAUCCACCGUUCCUCCACUUUCGUCGGCGUCUCCUGCAUCUGCGUCUCCAUGUUCUGCAUAUUCUUUUCCACGAACUGGACCUGGAAGGGAACGGGAUCGAGUGCCUGGUACUGGACCCAAUGGCACACUGAUCUGGGGACCAUCUCUUCUGUUUUGGCUGUUUCUCAACCCCUAAGCAGUCUUUUAAGGUUGGAAAUUGGUUAAUUUAGAAGUGAAAUGUGGAACUUCAGAUGUCCUCCAACUAAUUCGUAGCGUUCCGUUUUCAAUUGGGCUCAUCGAGUUGUCGGCAUCGUCUCGUACACUUUCGCAGGUUUGCCCCCAUAAUUCACUGGACUGAAAUUUGAAAUGUUAAGUGGCUGCGAUCUACGUUGCCGCUGCCAACUAUCGAAAGACGUGGUCUGAGCCAGUUAUGGAGAUCGCUCUGGCCAGUGUGCCCACUAUUUUCUGCUUAGGCACGGGACUGAUGCUGCCGUAUUUGGAACGGAAGAGAAGAAAUGAUGAGUACAAGGCGGUGGAAAUGGUAAAAGGAAUGAGUCAGCGGACAGCAUGAGAAGGUGGACUUGCAGAAUGAGAAAUCGGUGACGCCGUCUCCGCCAGAAGAUCCGCAUCUCGUGCGAACAGCGUGGAUGUUCCUGGUCAUCGGAACCUGCUUCGGCGCUGCCACGUCACUGUCUCUUCUGGUAGCCAACGGGUUCAAGAGCGGAUGA
Caenorhabditis sp. 36 PRJEB53466 is the source of this 3751-nucleotide messenger RNA. NCBI's taxonomy places the organism in Eukaryota, Metazoa, Nematoda, Chromadorea, Rhabditida, Rhabditidae. The record is from the annotation of a GenBank genome assembly.